Gambusia affinis (western mosquitofish) is the source of this 2214-nucleotide messenger RNA. Its product is annotated as ceramide synthase 2-like. Gene Ontology annotation, biological process: ceramide biosynthetic process. The transcript is spliced from 10 exons. Gene Ontology annotation, cellular component: membrane. Gene Ontology annotation, molecular function: DNA binding; sphingosine N-acyltransferase activity. The record is from RefSeq and is a predicted model, not a curated record. Bases 280 to 1707 code for a protein of 475 amino acids. Lineage: Eukaryota; Metazoa; Chordata; Actinopteri; Cyprinodontiformes; Poeciliidae.
CAGCUUCACCCAACUCGGUGUCUCUCACUGUAACAAAAAAAAAAAAAGAAUAUGAAUGUCCUCCUACUGCCUCGCUGCACUUUAAUUAGAAUUCUGAUUGGACAUUUAAUUAAGACAUUUGAAGUUUCUUUAUUCAUUUUUUUAUUUUAUUUUUGUUGUUCUUUAUAAUGUCAUGUUUUCAAACCUUUUGUGUCCUUUAUAUGUGCUUAAUGUAUUCUGGGAAGGUUUGGGUUGAUUUGUGCACGGGCAUUUUUGUUUACCAGGUAAUGAGAAAUCCCCAUGCAGGAAAUACUCAACGUUAUGCGUGAGCUUCUACUGUUUAGUUACUGGACCGGAACUGUGGCAUCAUACCUGGAAAAUAGAGUGAAGGCGACCUCUGGGGUUUUCUACCAUAACAAAUGUUGCAGGGGGGGGAAAAAAAGAAUCAUGUUUGCUUAUUGCAUUUUUCUCCUCCAGACUCUUGCAGUUUGUCCACAGGAAGAAAAAAAAAUGGAUUUGCUUCCAGACUUGUGGAGACAGGAGUACUGGCUUCCACCUGGUGUGACCUGGAGAGACCUGGAGCAGCUGCCGGACUCUGAGAGACCUCAUCCCAAGGAUCUUCUGAUCGCUCUGCCCCUCGCUCUGGGCUUUGUCGCAGUUCGCUGCGUGUUUGAGAGGUUUCUGGCCCCGCCCAUCGCCAGAUGUCUGGGGGUGAAGAAUAGAUUGCAAGUGAGCGCCGCCCACUCCCCUCAGCUGGAGUCAUAUUACUGUCACAGGAGCAAACAGCCGACACAGAUUGAACUUGUCAGUUUAAUGGUGUUAUGUGGAAAAACCCAGAGACAGAUUGAGAGCUGGUUCAGAGUUCGCCGGAACCAAGACCGACCCAGUCAAACCAAGAAGUUUGCUGAAGCCGCUUGGAGGUUCUUCUUCUAUCUAUCAGCAUUUGUAGCUGGACUGACCUCCUUAGUCAACAGACCCUGGUUCUGGGAUCACAGGGAAUGUUGGAGGCAUUAUCCUAUUCAGCCUUUAGAGAAAGCUCAUUUCUGGUACUACAUGCUGGAGUUGGGAUUUUAUGGCUCUCUGCUCCUCCGGAUCUCCGUGGACGUCAAAAGGAAGGACUUUAAGGAGCAGGUGAUCCACCAUUUGGCGACCAUCUUCCUGCUCGGUUUCUCCUACUGUGCCAACUACAUCCGCAUCGGCACCUUGGUCAUGCUGCUUCAUGACUCGUCUGACAUUUUGUUGGAGUCGGCUAAGAUGUUCAACUACGGCACCGGCUGGAGGAAGACAUGUGACUCUCUGUUUGUUGCGUUUGCUGUGGUCUUUCUUGUGACUCGUCUGGUGAUUUUCCCCAACAGAAUCAUUCGGACCACCCUGCUCUUGUCCAUGGAGGUCUUUGAGCCUUUUGCUGGCUACUACGUUUUUAACAUCCUGCUGAUGGUACUGCAAGCUCUUCAUGUAUUCUGGGCUGUGCUAAUCUUGCGCAUGGUCUACAAGUUCCUGAAAGGCAAGCUUGAAAAAGAUGAGCGCAGUGAUGAAGAGAGUGAGGCUGACUUGGAGGAGGAGGACAAACCUAAAGAAGACAAGCUGGAUCAAGGAGGGGAUUGUUACUGGGGAAAAAGUAAAGAAACUCUGAACUGCAAACUGUCUGCGCUAACCAACAGUUGUGUCCUCAAUAACUUGUCCCACCACAGAUCCUCUGUGGCUAAUAGAACACGUAAAGCUCAGUAAUGUUUUUGUUUUAUGCUUAUUUUUAUGACUGAUCCAUUUAACUUUGUACAGAAAACAGUGGACUAUGAAGAUGCUAUGAAAAUGUAGCUGGUUGUAGCGCUCAUGUUGUAAGAUAGAUAAUUUUCUAAUAUGACAUCUCCUGUCCUUUGGUUUCUCCUAACAGAGAUAGUUCUUUUGCCUAUCUUCUUCCAUGUAGACAGAUAGUCUGUUAUGUUCUGAUGCACAACUCGGUUUGUAAUUGUUAUUUGGUUGAAGAAGAAUGUAUUUUUCAUGAAAAAGUUUAAGAUUGUACUUUUAAGACCCACUGCAGUUCACAUGUAGAGAGAUUGCAUUUGGCAAUGGGACAGACUGACAGAGAGAUACAUAGAAUCUGAGCAUAUAUAUUUUAUAAUUUAUUUAAAAAUCUUCACAAUCUACUGAAUUUUUUUUUCUAUAACAUUUAUUAUAACCCACUUUUGACUUUGUAAAAUAAAUGAAACUAUGAAUGACGUUCAUCUCACAAAGAAA